AUGCCUUUCCUAGCUGAGGAUCCCUGGAUUAACGGUCAGGCGAGCCCCUUCGAAUUGUCCGAGCUCGACGACUGCGCUGUUGGUAUCGACGCAACCUACUACCUUGGCCAGCUUCUGGAUACCACGCCCGCUCACGAACCGCUCCUCUCUGCCCUUGGCGGCCUGACCGGCAUCAAUACGCACAUUAACCAAAACCUGGAUCUUUGGAAGAAGAACAACAUCAUCCCGUUUUUCAUCUUCGAUGGCCAGUCCAUCACCGGUCAGGAUGAAGUGUCACUCAAGCGGGGCCGCAAUGCCAACGCCAAGACGGACGAGGCAUGGAAUCUCUACUCGCAAUCGUCAGCAGAGCAGGCUGUCAACACUUUCGGUGCCAAUCCCGGCGCAUUCCGUCUCCAGAACCUCUACCCUCUUUUGCAAGCGAUUCUAAACGAGCGCAAACUUCACUUUCUUGUCGCUCCCUACAAUGCGAGCGCCCAGCUCGCAUACUUUCAAAUGAUCGAUUCUGAUCAAGUUGCCGCCGUCAUGGGCUCACAGGAGCUCCUGCUUUACCCAGUUAGGGACUUUGUAAUCCGCAGCAUUGACUUUGACAACAAAACCAUCACUUCCAUCUCAAGGAGGCGCAUUAUACAUACCAUUGGAAGCGGAGAGGCCAUGCUCAUUGAUGCCCUUCUCAUGAGCGGAACCUCGUUCCUGUCCACCUUCCCUCCUCUGCUGGAGCCAUCCAUCUAUCAGCAUCCCUUCACCAUCAUGGACGCCGUCAACAUUUUGCGCACAUCGGAUAAAUCUGUCGCAGCAGCAUGUGCAUCUUUUAAUGACAUACUUGUUGCCCAGGACCCCACCUGGAUCGACAAGUACCGCAGGGCUAGAAUGGCCGUUCAUCACUUUGUCCACAUUACCGAGGCGGGCGAAGUGCGAGUCAACGAUUUCGAUAACCUCACUCAGGACAAUCACGAAUAUCUAGGUCUACAGCUACCCGCCGAGCUGUUCCACUACCUCAACACUGGUCUAAUUGGCCCCAGAAUUCUGAACUGUAUAACACACAGUCGUUAUCUGGUGCAGCCAACACUGGACGGUGCUGCCUCGGACGAGUAUAAGAAGCUGAUAACGUCCAAGCUUGUGCCCAUCCUUGAGCAGUCCCUCGGACUUAUCAUUCCCCGGGUUCAUCGUGGCAUUGGACACAAGGACAUUACGAUGCGUGUAUGGUUCGACCCUAAAUUCUCGCACGAGAUCAACCACCGAGCUUUGCAGCCUGUCCCGUCUCAGGUUGUCGGUAGCUGGGACGUCAAGGAAAAAGACUUGCGUGGGUUUUUCCCGGCCGACUUUGCUGGUCCCGUAUAUCUCGAGGUUCUCGCUCUUGCCAAUACCGACUUUGUCGAAAAGACGAUCAGCCGUGAAAAGCCCAUUCGCGGUAUCGACAGUAUCGACAUGGUCGUUUCAGUUACCAUUUGGCGCUUCCUCCACCUCCGCGGCUAUGUCAAUGAUUCACAUCAGCUAACAAAAUGGGGCAACGCCCUAGCUACCACCUUGUUGGCACUGAAGGACGCCACCGAGACUCGCCCUGAUGCUCCUGCUCUUGAUGAGGCUGCCCUUUUGGCAUUCGAGCUUGUCAAGUUUGGCUCACUGACGGGCAAGUACCAGGACGGCACUCCCGGCCUUCCUCGCAAGGGGAGCGACGCAGACAAGGCUGCUGUGGUUCUCAUCAGCCAAGCCGCCACCCUGCUCAAGCUGCGACAUCAAGUAUUUGGCUAUACUGGUCCCUUAAACAAGAGCUUGCUCAUGUUCCGCUCUCUGUCUUCGGCUGUUCGUGAGGCGGAUCGUGAUCUUAUUGAAGCCAUUGUCGCCUCCAUGUUCAUGUACGGCCAAUGCCAGCGUGAAAGAGACGACCAUCUUGAAAUCAGCCAAAAACUUCCAUUUUUGCAGGAGCCCGACAUCGGCCUCGGUAUUGCCGUGCGCACCUUUUUCGACGACGACGAAGUUAGCGAUAGCAAAGAGACACGAGCUGAUCGUCUGGACAAAUUCCCCAAGACCUUUGUUCCGUAUGCCGAAGCUCUGACCGAGGAUGUUCGCCUUGUCGUUGACUUUGUUAAUGCCAUCAACCAAGGCUUACAGACUCUGGACAGCAAGGAGCUGCCUGCCGAGGACAAGGCCGCUUGGGCCAAGGCUCAGGCUUAUCUCGAGGCCAGACCAUUUUGA
Messenger RNA from Akanthomyces muscarius, 2193 nucleotides. RefSeq lists its product as uncharacterized. The record is from RefSeq and is a predicted model, not a curated record. The transcript is spliced from 6 exons. Lineage: Eukaryota; Fungi; Ascomycota; Sordariomycetes; Hypocreales; Cordycipitaceae. Gene Ontology annotation, biological process: mismatch repair; DNA double-strand break processing; DNA recombination. Gene Ontology annotation, cellular component: nucleus. Bases 1 to 2193 code for a protein of 730 amino acids. Gene Ontology annotation, molecular function: 5'-flap endonuclease activity; 5'-3' DNA exonuclease activity.